GCCGCAGUCCCGGCGGCUCGGGCGCAGCGCGGGAGCACGGUGGAGCGCGGAGCGCGGAUCGCAGCGGGCAUGUUUCCCCGCGUAGGAGUCCGCGUCGGCCGCCGGGCCCCGGCAACUGCUAACUUGGUGGCGGGCCCCCGCGGCCCCGCCGCGGCCACGUAGUGGCCGGCGGGGCUCCCUGGAGCCUGGGAGCGGCAGGGCGAUCUAGCCGGAGUCCAGCUGCCCGCGGCAUACCCCGAGGCGCCGAGUGCGCGCGGCGCCCGCUGCACCUCCGGCAGCACUUUGGCCAACUGGGAAAUGGGGGAGAAAGUUUCGGAGGCGCCAGAGCCAGUGGCCCGCGGCUGUAGUGGCCAAGGCACUCCGACUCUCGCCCCUGCAGCAGCCGCCACCUCCUCACUGGGCGCUUCCUCCGCCGAGUCCUCCUCGGGCUCUGAAACUCUGUCGGAGGAAGGGGAGCUGGGCGGUUUCUCCCGCAAGUCUCAGCAGCCGGCGCCGCCCGGCGGCGCCCUGGGUGCCCGGCCGCCCGCCGCUUGGGCUCCAGCGCGCGUGGUGCUGGAGCGUGGAGUCCCUACAUUGCCGCUGCCGCCCUCCGGAGGAGCCGCGCCACCCGCGCCCGGGGGCAGCAGCGCGUCCCAGGAGGAGCAGGACGAGGAGCUUGAUCACAUCCUGUCCCCACCACCCAUGCCAUUUCGGAAAUGCAGCAACCCAGAUGUGGCUUCUGGUCCUGGAAAGUCACUGAAGUAUAAAAAACAGCUGAGUGAAGAUGGAAGGCAGCUGCGGCGUGGGAGCCUGGGUGGAGCCUUGACCGGGCGAUACCUCCUUCCAAACGCAGUGGCCGGCCAGGCCUGGCCAGCCUCGGCAGAGACGUCCAACCUCGUGCGCAUGCGCAGCCAGGCCCUGGGACAGUCUGCACCCUCACUCACUGCCAGCCUGAAGGAGCUGAGUCUCCCCCGAAGAGGAAGUCUGAUAGAUUCCCAGAAGUGGAAUUGCUUGGUCAAACGAUGAAUAACCAGUUACUUAAGUCCCAGUUGUUACAAGAUCCUUUAUUUUUCCUGGGAUUGAAAUGAUACCCUGGUCUCAUGUAAAGAUGCCACAUGUUUUUGGAUCUAUUUCUGGACUGUCUAUUCUCAUCCCUAUCUGUCUAUUUCUGUUCCUACACCAUUCUGUUUUGAAUGCGGUGGCUUUCUAGUGACUUGUCAUGUCUGCAUCAGAAAUGGAUUUUGCAGCCAAAGGAAGAAAAGGCUCAUCUUAAGAAGAACUUGAAAAACCAUCAUGAAAGAAUUUGCUGGCCCUGUGUUUAGUUUUUCCCCCCUUCAUCAGGAAACCCUUUAAUACUGAAAUGAACAGCAUGUGAUAAAACCCAACCACAGGGUUGUUGCCUUUUCUCCAUUACCAUCUCUCCCCCUGCCUCGUCAGAUGUGCUGCUGAUGGGCUGGCAGAGCAGAGAGGCCCGGGGACCUGGCACCUGGCAGUUUCCACUGAAAUAGCUAAUUUCAAGAAGAGUUUGUACAUUUUGACCUCUCUGAACUUCUGUGGAUCUUGGAAAGAGGGAAGUAAUUCAAACCUGAAAGCAUUUCUAAGAAUUGUGUUGGAGAAUAAAUUGAUACAUGUAUCCCUAUUACUUUGGUCUAUCUUUUAAGUAGUAAUGUAGAAUACUUGAUAGUGGUCUUUGAUAUUGGGCUAAUUGGUCUUUGUAGAAAAUAGUAAUUUGAAUAAUAUUUCUAUCAAUCAUGUAGGUGAUCAUUGUAGAGAAACUAGGAAACACAGGAAAAAAUGCAUUCAGAAUUAACCUGGUAGAAUCAAACAGACAAUAUUACCUCAUGUACAUGUAUGACUGCAUGAUUAGUGUGAUCCUGCAACUUGUAUAUUGCAAUGACAGAAAAAUGAUUAUAAUCUAUUUAUGUAUGAUCUAUCAAAAUGUAUAAAUGCAUUCUACUGUC
Molecule: messenger RNA, 1940 nt
Organism: Sciurus carolinensis (gray squirrel)
Lineage: Eukaryota; Metazoa; Chordata; Mammalia; Rodentia; Sciuridae
Product: microtubule-associated serine/threonine-protein kinase 4-like
Exons: 7
Coding region: 298-1005 (235 amino acids)
Source: RefSeq, a predicted model, not a curated record